Messenger RNA from Lolium rigidum, 2392 nucleotides. RefSeq names its product protein AF-10-like. The transcript is spliced from 9 exons. The record is from RefSeq and is a predicted model, not a curated record. Bases 112 to 1734 code for a protein of 540 amino acids. Lineage: Eukaryota; Viridiplantae; Streptophyta; Magnoliopsida; Poales; Poaceae. Gene Ontology annotation, biological process: regulation of transcription by RNA polymerase II.
CAAACAAAGGAUCUUUCAUUUUCAAACAGUAAAGUCUCAGCAGAUAGUAAUUUUGGCAUUUUUGAUCUGGCUAAAUUUUCUAAGAAAAAUGAUCUUCCAUGUGAUGUGUGCAUGCGGCGUGAAACUGUAUUGAACCGAAUAUUUCUCUGCUCAAGCUGCAAGCAGGCUGCUGUCCACUUGGAUUGCUACCAGAGUCGGAUGAAUCCCACAGGUCCUUGGAAGUGUGAACGUUGUCAAGAGAUGUUAUCAGAUACUGUCAUCUCUGCCAAUGCAUCUGAUUGCAGUGGUGCGAUAUCAUGGUUGGUGCAUUGUGGUUUCUGCCAUGGUACAUUAGGAGCUUUUCGCAAGACUACAAAGGGCCAAUGGGUUCAUGCUUUUUGUGCUGAGUGGCUCUUGGAGAACACAUUCAGAAGGGGACAACAUAAUGCCGUUGAUGUAAUGGAGGAGAACCUUCUGAAGGGAGACACAUGCUCGAUCUGCCACCACAAUGUUGGCACAUGCUUGAAGUGCUGUACUAUAGGUUGUCAAGUCACUUUCCAUCCUGCAUGUGCUAGGGAUGCUGGUCUUUACAUGAAUACGAAAAAGAUCGGUAACUUAUGGCGGCACAAAGCAUAUUGUGGCAAUCACAGUACUGAGCAAAGAAAGGUUGACUCUCAGCAGUAUGGACCUGAGGAAGUCAAGAUCAUGAAACAAAUGAGGGUUGAAUUGGAAAGAUUGCGCCUUCUUUGCGAGAGGAUUGUUAAAAGAGAGAAGGAGAAGAAAGAGUUGGUUGUAUGUGAACAUGAUAUACUUGCUGUAAGAAGGGACUAUGUUGCCUCCUCGAUCCAGACUCCAUUUUAUAUGUCGGGAACUGGAGCAAGUUCAGAAUCUGCCACUACUUCUGUUAACAACAAUUCAUAUAGUGGAAAAAGGCAAAGAUCGGAUGAGGUCACAGUGAGAUCCGAUGAUGUCACGGUGGAUAGUACUAUUUCCAGGAAAAACACCGUCAGAUUUCCCAUUCAUAGCAAGGACACCGAUAGGAAUACAGCUGACAGUUCGACAUCAACAAUAUCGUACAAGCAGAAGUUGGAUGAUGGGGAAUUACUUGCUGAUAAGAAUCUUCAAGAAAGAGCAGUUGUUGCCUCACAAAAAUCAGGAGACGAAGAAACAAAGAACAGUUCGACAUCAACAAUAUCGUACAAGCGGAAGUUGGAUGAUGGGGAAAUAAUUGCUGAUAAGAAUCUUCAAGAAAGAGCAGUUAUUGCGUCACAAAAAUCAGUAGACGGGGAAACAAAGAACAGUUCGACAUCAACAAUAUCGUACAAGCUGAAGUUGGAUGAUGGGGAGUUACUUGCUGAUAAGAAUCUUCAAGAGGGAGAAGUUACUCCGUCACAAAAAUCAGUAGACGGGGAAACAAAGAACAGUUUGACAUCAACAAUAUCGUACAAGCGGAAGUUGGAUGAUGGGGAGUUACUUGCUGAUAAGAAUCUUCAAGGGGGAGAAGUUAUUGCCUCACAAAAAUCAGGAGACGGAGAAACAAAGUCAAUAGAUAAAAAGUAUGGAGAAACAGUUCAAAACGAACUUGUUGCAACAUGUGACCAAGCUAGGUCACUGAAACCAUGUGAUCAAGCUAUGCCACUGAAACCAUGUGACCAAGCUAUGCCACAGAAACAAGUCCCUCCAAAGAGAUAUGUUUAUACUCGCAAAAAGAAGCAACGGAUUCAGGAUGUGGUGCAGGUGCCUGGGAAUGCAUAGCAGCAGCAGAUCAGAGUGGCUCCGUCCUUGAUCGACAGGGAUAUGGGGGACAUGGUUCGGUGCCUGAAAAGCAGAUGGCAGCCAGCGGGGCUGGCGAGUGUUAUUAUCACACAGCCACAGGGGCACGGACAGGCGGAGGUUAUAAAAUGGUGCUAACCGAGUCAUUAUAAAAUGGUGCAAACCGAGUCCUUCAGUGUGUAUUGAGCUUAUAUCCAGGUUUGAUCCGCUAAGCUGAUGCCACCCAGAUGACGUGGCAAUAUGGGUGAAUUCAUCCACUAAUUUAGUUAUUCAAGGGCAGGUUUUGUGAAAUAUGCUCUGUACAUUGUCAUCUUUGGAGUUAUUAGAUUAGUUCUGUAACAGAGAACAAUUAACUAGCAUUAGCGGGCGAUGAUAGAAGAGGCCAGAGUUGUCACUGACUUGACAUCUGUAGUUGACAAUUGACAUCUGUAGCUAACAACCGGUAGGCCAUGUGCAAAUGAAUUAUCUCUGUACAACAGCAGCUGCAUAUUAAGGUCGAGAUGUACCCAUAAGUUUGGACUGUUUGGUUGAUGCGUGCGUGUGUAUGUGUGGCUUACAUUAGCUUGUAACAUGUUAGAUGAAACAUUGGCAACUUCUUGAUAGAGUAACUUGAUAUUUAUACAGGUUCAGUUUCCUUCCA